AUGAGUCCUGGGAAAAUGGGAGAAGGAAAUCAUUCCACAGUGACUUACUUCAUCCUUGCUGGGUUAAUGGAGAAACCAGAGCUCCAGCUUCCCCUCUUCCUCCUCUUCCUGGGAAUCUAUGUGUUCACAGUGGUGGGGAACCUGGGCAUGAUCACCCUGAUCAGGCUCAGCUCUCACCUGCACACCCCCAUGUACUAUCUCCUCAGCAGUCUGUCCUUCAUUGACCUCUGUCAUUCCACUGUUGUUACCCCUAAAAUGCUGGUGAACUUUGUGACAGAGAAGAACAUCAUAUCCUACCCUGGAUGCAUGGCUCAGUUCUACUUAUUCAGUGCAUUUGCUAUUGCAGAGUGUCACAUGCUGGCUGCAAUGGCUUAUGACCGCUAUGUUGCCAUCUGUAAUCCCUUGCUUUACAAUGUUACCAUGUCGUCUGAAGUCUGUUGCUGGAUGGUCACUGGAGUGCACAGCAUGGGCUUGGUUGGUGCCACAGCUCACACAGUCUGCAUGCUAAGGGUGCUUUUCUGUAAUGUUUAUGUAAUAAAUCAUUACUUUUGUGAUUUAUUCCCACUACUGGAGCUCUCCUGCUCCAGUACUUUUGUGAAUGAAAUGGUAGGUCUGAGCUUCAGUGCUUUUAAUGUCCUGAUUCCCACUCUGACCGUUUUUAGCUCCUAUGUCUUCAUCAUCGCCAGCAUCCUCCGCAUCCGCUCCACUGAGGGCGGGUCCAAAGCCUUCAGCACUUGCAGCUCCCACAUCUGUGCUGUUGCCAUCUUUUUUGGUUCUAUAGCAUUCAUGUACCUGCAGCCCUCAUCAGUCAGCUCCAUGGACCAAGGGAAAGUGUCCUCCGUGUUUUAUACUACUAUUGUGCCUAUGCUGAAUCCCCUGAUCUAUAGUCUGAGAAAUAAGGAUGUCAAAAUUGCCCUAAAGAAGAUCCUUGAAAAAAGAUUUAUUUUAUGA
Messenger RNA from Fukomys damarensis (Damara mole-rat), 951 nucleotides. RefSeq names its product putative olfactory receptor 8G3 pseudogene. The record is from RefSeq and is a predicted model, not a curated record. Gene Ontology annotation, molecular function: olfactory receptor activity; G protein-coupled receptor activity; odorant binding. The coding region runs from base 1 to 951 and encodes 316 amino acids. The transcript has 2 exons. Lineage: Eukaryota; Metazoa; Chordata; Mammalia; Rodentia; Bathyergidae. Gene Ontology annotation, biological process: G protein-coupled receptor signaling pathway; sensory perception of smell. Gene Ontology annotation, cellular component: membrane.